CGAAAGGUGCACUACCAUGGUUCUGCUCCGGCAACCUUGCGGUCUACGAAGGAAAAUUUCUCAAACUUUCUCUAUUUUCCGCGAGUUAAAAGCCCAGAGAGCGAGCAGUCACGUAGCCAUGGAUCCCGUCGAGAGUGCCAAGAAAGCCGCCGCAUUUAAGGCCGUUGACACGCACAUAAAGAAUGACAACAGAGUAGGCAUAGGGAGUGGAUCAACUGUAGUUUAUGCAGUGGAGAGAUUAGCUGAACGAGUCCACAAAGAUGGCUUGAAGGUUGUUUGCGUCCCCACCUCUUUUCAAGCUCGUCAGCUCAUUGUAAACAAUAAUCUGACUCUCUCUGAUCUCGAGAUAACUCCAGAGUUGGAUGUCGCAAUUGAUGGUGCUGAUGAAGCCGACGCUGACUUGACGCUGAUCAAAGGGGGUGGAGGAUGCCAGCUGCAGGAGAAGAUUGUGGCAGCUGCGGCAAAACUCUUUGUUGUGAUUGCAGACUACAGGUAAGGUUUGUGUUAUAAGGAAGGGGUCCCCAUUGAAGUAGUCCCCAUGGCAUACCGACCUGUUCAGUUGAAGAUUGAGUCGACAUUGGGGGGAAAGGCUCUCCUUCGGCAGGCGAAGUCCAAAGCUGGUCCAGUGGUGACAGAUAAUGGUAACUUCAUUUUGGAUUGGGUAUUUGAUGGGAAACACAACUGGAGUGAAGUUAAUCAACAGAUCAUGAUGAUACCUGGUGUUGUAGAGACUGGUCUAUUUGUGAACAUGGCCAAAAUUGCAUAUUUUGGAAUGCAAGAUGGUUCUGUUAAGGAGCGUGCUGUUUAGAAGAAUCAAGAUGUUGGUAAACCUGUCAAAUGCUGAUAUUGAAGUCGCAAACAUUCCAUUUAACUUUAUUUAUAAUGAUGGGGAUUAGUGGACACGUGCUGGAUCAAACUGAGCUUUUUUUCUUCCCUUUUCUUAAAUGCAGAAAAAACUACAAUAUGUCCUUGUGCUUGUGUUUAUAUAUAUAUGCAUGGAAAUAAAGGGAGUCCAUGACAGUAUAAGAAUUUUUCAAGCUUGAUUUUUUUCAUGCUAUUGUACACAAUUUUAAUCCUGAAUAUGGAAAAGAGUAUGGAAAUCUUAUUGUUUUGUGUUCAGAGUUUCGAAAGUGAAAAGACAGGUAUAUGAUAUGUAUAUAUUUGUACUGUGGUAAAUGUUUGUUGUCAUAGCUGUGUCCACACAAAUAUAAAGCUGGUAUAUAUUUGUCAUGAUCACUUUGAAUCUGAACACCCUUUUAGUUCAUUCAUAACAGAUGAAAAUGUUUUAUGUCAUAAAUCUUUGUAAAAGAUAUAUAUAUAGAGAGAGAGACAAUGGGUAUAUACUAUUUGACUUCAGUUACUCCAAUGUUAUUUUGAAUAUGAAAUGAUAUAUUCAAAGUUUAUGUUUUUGUACCACAGAAUAAAUAUAAAAUUUGUUGA
Messenger RNA from Penaeus vannamei (Pacific white shrimp), 1440 nucleotides. The record is from RefSeq and is a predicted model, not a curated record. Lineage: Eukaryota; Metazoa; Arthropoda; Malacostraca; Decapoda; Penaeidae.